This is a messenger RNA of Anastrepha obliqua, 1176 nucleotides long. RefSeq lists its product as uncharacterized. The coding region runs from base 1 to 1176 and encodes 391 amino acids. NCBI's taxonomy places the organism in Eukaryota, Metazoa, Arthropoda, Insecta, Diptera, Tephritidae. The transcript has 3 exons. Gene Ontology annotation, cellular component: membrane. The record is from RefSeq and is a predicted model, not a curated record.
AUGAUUCGGCAAUCAGAGUCACCGGCACGCACAAUCGAUUCGCACGACUCUACCGUCGACAGCAUGGACACGAUUGUGGAUCGCAGCGUUAAUCGCGAGGAGCUAUUGCAAGCUGCUAUUGAGCAGAGCAUGAAUACGACGAAUGCACAACAUGACAGUCUCACUAAUUCACAAAAAUCCAUAUUGCAGCCAAAUAGCAGCAGUUGCAGUGAUACCGAGGAACACCAACAACAGUUAAGCCAACAAAAACAACAGCAACUACACGCCGAUGCGCAGAGUCACAUCUACUCGAGCCCUGUGUACGAUCAGAAGCCACCACUGAAAUUAACGGCCGCCACAUUGGUCGCCUCCGUCACAACCAACAACAAUAACACUGGCACAGGCAAUAACACGGAUGAUGCAAAAAAACCGAAAUUGAUGACGCACGAAGAAUUCCAACAACAAUUAGAGGCAACAAUUGCUUCACGUGCUACCACACUCGAUUCACGUAUCAGCAAGAAGCAGCGUUUUCCACCGGGAUUGAUUAAAAUCAAAGAUGGCGACGGCAGCUCUUUGAAUUCGGCAAAAGCGGCAAAAUAUCAAAGACGUGCCAAAUCCAGCGCCGACUGCUGUUCGGCCUUCCCAUGGCAAAUCGUUUUGGGCUCAUUACAGCUAAUGCUGGCCAUUACCCUGGUGGCGCUCGGUUCGCUGCUAAUUGUGCGCGAAGCAGCACUAUCCACGGCUGGUUGUGGCAUUUGGACUGGUUUGGUGGCCGCCAUUACGGGUUCACUGGGUGUGGUAAGCAUACGGAAGACACAGACUGCCUUCUUGGCGUUGAGCCUGGUGUGCAUUGCGACGAGCACUUUGGCCUUGGCAGUUUCCGGUGUGGGCCUAUCUAGGGAUGUCAACCGCAUGGAGGAAAAGUUUGACCUGUUGAAUGCGAGCAGUGUAGUCUCGGCUGCUUCGGGUUUGAUUUUGACUUUGUUUUUGCAUUUCGUGGUUAGUAUUGUUUCGGUUUAUCGAUGCGCAUUGCAGAUAUGUUCAAGUGGUUACCAUAACAAAUUUGCCACCAGUACCUCGCAAAUUCCUCAAUUUACGUACUCAUUUCGUCAUAUGUGGCAGCGCUUCGCAAACUGUCAAAUGCUGACGAAUCAGUGCAAAUCGGACAAUAAGCUAGCAGCAGUAGUAGUGAAGUGA